CCAAGGCCAUAAGGGGUAUUUUGCUCGUUUAAAAAGAAAAGAAGACAUGCCCGUCUUGACAUUAACCUAACUUACUAACUUCUUUCAGCAGACUUUUGACAUUUUUCUUUUCAAAAUUGUAAAAAAUAAUAAGUAAAUACGAAAAAUUAGUACACUUUAAAAUGGGUAAUACCGUAUCAGCAGCAGAGAUAGCUGCCGCUCAGAUAAUUCAUCCAAAUGAACCUAUCGAGAAACAUUCUUUUGUGCAAUAUAGUGCUGAACAACAUAACACUGCAGACAUCCCAGAAGAAUGCCCCAUGCAUAAAAAACACCAACCUGCUGCUUCAGAAUGUCCAGUGCAGCAUGACAACAACAAUGAUAUAAAUCCUUUAAAUAUGAUGACUCCAGCAAAUCAGAAUCCGUCACCGGGCCAGCCUUUUUCACUAUCAAAGGAAAGACAACUAUCUACUAUACCUAAGGCUAUUGUUAAAGAAGGUGAAAGUCCAUACUGGAUGUAUCCAAGUGCACAGAUGUUUUGGAAUGCCAUGUUGAGGAAGGGUUGGAGAUGGAAAGAUGAAGAUGUGUCAGAAAAAGAUAUGAAUGAUAUAAUAAAAAUUCACAAUGCUAAUAACGAACAAGCCUGGCAAGAAGUAUUAAAAUGGGAAGCUUUACAUGCUAAUGAAUGUACGGACCCUAGGUUAAAGAGCUUUGGUGGAAAAGCUUCUGAUUACAGUCCAAGGGCUAGAAUAAGACAGCUUUUGGGAUAUGAGUUACCUUUUGACAGACAUGACUGGAUAGUAGAUAGAUGUGGCAAAGAAGUCAGAUAUGUAAUUGAUUAUUACGAUGGUGGCAAGGUUGAUAGCAAAUUUAAUUUUGCUCUAUUGGAUGUUAGACCUGCAAUGGACAGCUUCGAAAAUGUUUGGGAUAGAAUGAAAGUGGCUUGGUGGAGAUGGUUUUACCUCGAAAAUAAGAAGCUCCGACGUUUUUGGGUAUAUGAAAUGAUCCACAUUAUAGAUUAUUGUAUUUAUUAUGUUAAUAAAUGUCUGUUUGUUAGUGAUAUAAAUUUGAAAAGAAGUUUAUUUUUAUAGUUAACUAUUUUCUAUGGAGGGUAGAGAUAAG
Molecule: messenger RNA, 1098 nt
Organism: Sitophilus oryzae (rice weevil)
Lineage: Eukaryota; Metazoa; Arthropoda; Insecta; Coleoptera; Curculionidae
Gene: Cchl
Product: cytochrome c-type heme lyase-like
Exons: 6
Coding region: 162-1067 (301 amino acids)
Biological process (GO): cytochrome c-heme linkage
Cellular component (GO): mitochondrion
Molecular function (GO): holocytochrome-c synthase activity
Source: RefSeq, a predicted model, not a curated record